GACCAUUAAAGUCUUCAAAGGCCACGAAACCCACUCCUUAAAAGUCAUUGUACAGGGUCACAUUUUAUAUAUAUAUAUAUAUAUAUCUAUCUUGACAUGCACAUUACUACAUUAUCUCAGCUGAUAGAUAACUGCUAGGGUCCCAAAUACAUCAUUCGUAGAGAGACCUUUGGUAGCUAGCUAGCUCUCGUGGUUGCAACUGAUCAAUGGAUGCCAAAAACUGUUACAGCUCAGGCAGUACUGGAAGUAUACAACUGGGACGGUACUAUGAUGAGCUUGAGUCCAUGUCGUCCACAACAAGCAGUAGAUCAUCAUCAAACAAGCCAAUAUUGUGGAAACUGAUUUGGAAAAAGUUGAAGAAAGAGAAGAGUAAGGUGAUUAUGUCUCCACGGCAGCAUGUACGGGUCUCUUAUGAUGCAUAUUCUUAUUCUCAGAAUUUUGAUGAAGGAUCCACGUGGGAUGAGCCCGAUAACCUCUCCCGAUCUUUCUCUGUUCGCUUCUCUGAUCCCUCCAGGAUCUCUGCUAUUGUUAAUCAACAAUUAGUACUGUAAUAUAUAUAUAUAUAUGAUCAUAUGUAAAUCAACUAUUUCCGAUUUAGCUAGGUUAAUUUCUAAGUUUUGAUCGAUCAAAUGCGUUUGAUUAUGGAAGUUAAAUUAGUAGAGAUGUUCUUCCAUCCA
This is a messenger RNA of Cornus florida, 677 nucleotides long. RefSeq lists its product as uncharacterized. The record is from RefSeq and is a predicted model, not a curated record. Lineage: Eukaryota; Viridiplantae; Streptophyta; Magnoliopsida; Cornales; Cornaceae. The coding region runs from base 207 to 551 and encodes 114 amino acids. The transcript has a single exon.